CACCUAAUCGCUGCCUUAUCCCUUCCCUCUAUCCCUUCCCUCUCCGUUCCCCCAAACUCUCUGCUCCCAGUGCGCCACUCGACUUCCGCUCCUGCGCCGAGGGGAUCCGCCAUGGAGCUCUCCCUCCUCAACCCCACAAUGCACCACCACGGCAUCGCAGGGAAGGCGGCCUCCCACCUCCCCGAACGCCGGGUCUUUUCCGCCGUCCGCUUCCCCGUGAGGGCCUCCGCCGAGUUCUCCGGGUGCCUACUCUACAAUGUUUCCUUCCUUGCCUCCCCCUUUUCUCCUCCUCGUGCCCGAGCUCUCUCCGCCUCCGUCGACAACAAUGCCGUUCCACACGCCGUCUCGAGGCUGCAAUGCAAGAAUUCUGCCUCCUUGCCGAGCCCUCUGAAUGUAACCAGCCAUGUCUCUCUUGCAAAGAGGAUGCCGGUACAUGUCCAGGCCUCCGCAGAGGCUGGUGCCGCUGAUGCGGCAGAGCAACCAGAGAAGCCGAAACCGGUGGCUUCGAUCGAGGACAUGCCGCUUGAGUCCAAGCAGCAGAUGAUCCUGGAGCAGAGGGCGCGGAUGAAGCUGGCCAAGAAGCUGAGGCAGCGGCGUAAGCGGCUUGUCCAAAAGAGGAGGCUGAGGAAGAAGGGCAGGUGGCCACCAUCCAAGAUGAAGAAGCUCAAGAACGUCUGACUGGCUGUUGUUCUGUAAACUUGUGUAUUUUUGUUCCUCCAAUGCUGUCUUUGCUUAACUAAUGCAUUGGCGUUCAUUUUAUAUGUACAAUUUUGCUGUUCUAAAACACAUUAUCUGUACAAUGCAGUUGUUUUUCUAACCAUGAUGAAGUCUUCUGGCA
This is a messenger RNA of Brachypodium distachyon (stiff brome), 838 nucleotides long. RefSeq names its product 50S ribosomal protein 5, chloroplastic. The coding region runs from base 112 to 678 and encodes 188 amino acids. NCBI's taxonomy places the organism in Eukaryota, Viridiplantae, Streptophyta, Magnoliopsida, Poales, Poaceae. The record is from RefSeq and is a predicted model, not a curated record. The transcript has 2 exons.